GGAAGGUGGUUCUGGUGAAUUCCAUGAAAAAGCCAUGGAAUGUGCGCGUCAGCGCAAGGCACGGAGACUGUUAACUCUUAUGGUUGAUUUGUCGCCUUGUUUUACGGUAUCUACUGUACUUUUAUACGGUAUUUACUGUCUGCUGUCUAUUGUGCUAGCCUCGAUGAUUCGCGUCACAGAUUUGUGCAUGCGUGCUGUUCCCAAGG
This is a messenger RNA of Perkinsus marinus ATCC 50983, 206 nucleotides long. RefSeq lists its product as hypothetical. The record is from RefSeq and is a predicted model, not a curated record. NCBI's taxonomy places the organism in Eukaryota, Perkinsozoa, Perkinsida, Perkinsidae. The annotation marks the transcript as partial. The transcript has a single exon.